CGUAGCGUAUCCUCUAUACGCACCCAGCCAACCUGCAAAUCCUUGCAAAACCAACCAACCAACCAACCCACCGCCGAGUCAGAGAAAGUAUGAUCCCCACUUGCUUUCUCCUGUUGAAUGUGUAUUGCCCGACUCCGGGAGUCACGUAGGAUGGGACUCGAGCGAAUUGACGAGGAGUAGUACGCACCCAAUAACGAAUGACGAACCAACAAGCAGAGCUCCACUGCGACUUUCUUCUACCUGCUUUCACCUUGGGAGGCUAAUUCCCACUUUUCUUAUUUUUUCGCCCAUUUUCCUCUUGAGUUGGUCAAAACGGCAGACUUUAAUAGACUCGCUUUUUUCGUGCUUUUUUGCACACCCACGCUCAUCAUGAGUGCCGCUGUGGGGGAGGGUAUCACUGUAGAAAAACGGGAUGCGCCGCCUGAGAGGAACAUGAAGCUGGAAAGGUGGCUACUCAAUUCUCAACCCGAAUCGUUCCACCCGACAUUGUUUCACUUCCCGGAGGAAGAAGAGCAACAGGAUGUUUGCAUAAGUGAUCAGGGUCCAUCGAAAGCUCGCGAAAAGAGAGGAAUUCCACCGCCACCGAGGGAUGUUUCGGUUAAUGUUACCGCAAUUCUCAAUUCUUUGGCGAAAGGGUAUGACAAGAGGAUUCGACCAAAUUACGGGGGUGAACCCGUAGUUGUGGGAGUUACGCUGUACGUGCUCAGCAUCUCCAGCAUAUCCGAAGUACACAUGGACUUUACGGUCGAUUUUUACUUUCGACAAAUGUGGAAAGAUCCACGCCUUCAAUUUCAAGCAACAGAUCAAAUCUCAACUCUCUCUGUGAGUACGGACUUUUUGCGAAAAAUUUGGGUUCCGGACACAUUCUUUGUAAAUGAGAAAUCGUCUCACUUCCAUCUCGCUACCACAUCUAAUGAAUUCCUUCGAAUAUCGAAGGACGGUGACAUCCUACGCUCUAUUCGUCUUACCGUGACUGCCGCAUGUGCAAUGGAUUUUAGACGCUUUCCUAUGGACUCUCAACUUUGCACGAUAGAAAUCGAGUCAUACGGGUAUUCAAUGUCGGACAUCGGGUAUAAAUGGGCAAGGGGACCAACAUCUGUGGGAGUCAGCAGCGACGUCCAGCUACCUCAGUUCAAGGUGGUUGGAUACCGACAACGAACUUUUGAAAUUUCGCUCCUCACCGGAAAUUAUUCUCGCCUGGCGUGUGAGAUUUUAUUUGUGAGGUCAAUGGGAUAUUACCUUAUCCAGAUUUACAUACCUUCCUCGCUCAUCGUCAUAAUCUCUUGGGUGAGCUUUUGGAUUAACAGGAACGCGUCUUCUGCCAGGGUGCCUCUAGGAAUCACAACGGUCCUAACGAUGACAACUCUAAUGUCUAACACAAAUAAGGAGCUCCCUAAAAUAAGUUAUGUCAAAAGUAUCGACAUUUUCUUGGGAACGUGCUUCUUUUUUGUAUUUGCGGCAUUAUUGGAGUACGCGGCCGUCGGAUACGUUGCUAAACGCAUCGACAUGCGUAAACGUCAUUUGGCAGCGAUGAAGUAUUUGGCCACCCAUCGCGAUAAGGCGGGUGCUUCCUUACCGAGACCACCACCUCCGCAGACUUGCAUUUGGAUGCAACCUCCCGAGUCUAGAUUAACAACAAUGUGUCGAAGUCAACAGCCUGGAGGAACCCAUUCCAGUGAUAAGGAUGCGAUCCAGUUAGCAAAAACGCUAACUGAAUUGCGAGCACAGAUGGGAGAUGCGCACGUUUGUGCAGUAACGCCGAGCACAAUUGAUAAAUAUAGCAGAAUCGUGUUUCCAAUCUCAUUUAUCUCAUUUCACGCCUUUUACUGGAUUGCAUACAUGCAGCUUUCUACCCUCAACGUGGAGGGACUGACAGCGUUUGAAAACUCGGAAUAAGAAGAAAAUACACACAUAAUUACCAAUUAAAAGGGUUUAUAAUGUGCCAAUAGCAGAGCACAGCACUGUAAACAAUAUAUGAUAAUCACGUCAGAGUACAAAAGAACCUAUUUGAAGAACCAAUUGGCCCUCAGAGCUUCUCACAAUGUUAGAUAAACAAAAAAUCAAUCAAUCAAUAUGGAAAAAUUAUAUCAGAAUCAACAGAAUCCUGACCAAAAUUUACCAUUUGUAUUUGAAUGGAAACCAAAUUCGGGUACAAGAUUUUUAUAGGAACGAGACACACUUACAUGUAGACAGAGGAAAAUAAGUGCGACGAAUAAUUUGACCACAAACACACAUACAUCGUUUACGGGUAUUGAAUUUUUUUGAAUUUUCACGAAAUGCACGUAUUGCAUGCCACUUAGAGAUUAGAGUGGUGGGCGGAGAUCGUUGAAUAAAUUUUAAUUUUUACUGGUGACGAAUA
Messenger RNA from Folsomia candida, 2359 nucleotides. Its product is annotated as gamma-aminobutyric acid receptor subunit beta. The transcript is spliced from 10 exons. Gene Ontology annotation, molecular function: chloride channel activity; GABA-A receptor activity; neurotransmitter receptor activity. Gene Ontology annotation, cellular component: synapse; membrane; neuron projection. Gene Ontology annotation, biological process: chloride transmembrane transport; regulation of membrane potential; nervous system process. NCBI's taxonomy places the organism in Eukaryota, Metazoa, Arthropoda, Collembola, Entomobryomorpha, Isotomidae. The coding region runs from base 370 to 1896 and encodes 508 amino acids. The record is from RefSeq and is a predicted model, not a curated record.